Daldinia vernicosa is the source of this 1450-nucleotide messenger RNA. RefSeq names its product Caulimovirus viroplasmin-domain-containing protein. Lineage: Eukaryota; Fungi; Ascomycota; Sordariomycetes; Xylariales; Hypoxylaceae. The transcript has a single exon. The coding region runs from base 274 to 1215 and encodes 313 amino acids. The record is from RefSeq and is a predicted model, not a curated record.
UGUAAAUACGACAGGUCAUUCUGAACUAUCCUCGAAAGCGUAUAGGUAUUGUAGAAUACCAACCUCGCGUCCCACGAAAAUAAGCCACCAACUUGGUUGUGAGAUACAAUAUAACUGCUUUAGCCAAUCAACAUCUCAAAUCGGGGUGCACCGUGCCCCUCGCGAUAUGCAUGUAGAAGAAAGUACUUAUUGAGACGCGUCGACGCGUUUGGUGGUGUUCCAACACGACAAGUCACAUCACAGAUUCACAAUUAUUAUCAAGAGAGAGACGAGAUGGCCAAGCGCAAGCGGCCAAGUUACUACGCAGUUCGAGUCGGCAGGAAGCCCGGCGUGUACGAGACCUGGGAGCAAUGUGAAGAGCAGGUCUCCAAGUUCUCAGGUGCCGUUUUUAAGGGUUUCGACACACGCGACGCCGCUCUAGCAUUUGUCGGCGAUGCCCUGGCUCCCCCCACCACCAGCCGUAUAGUCGAGGGGAGGAAUGAGGAUUUAGCGCAAGAUGAUAAUACCAUCGUGCCCUUGAGAGGCUCUCCGGGCCUUAUGAUGAGCGUCAAGGCUGAAGAAGAUGCCGAAGGGGGACUCAUGCCGCCGCCCGCAUCGCAGUCUUACUUUGACCAAUUCCCCAACUUCGUGCCCGACAACAAGGCGUCGUUCGACGAUGAAUUCGGUCGUCUGGCCUCCUCCCAGGACUUGGUGCCCGGGUCCCAGGAGUACAGGAGAGAGCGCACCAAGGCGAUUCGGGACGAGUUGAAAUUCCAUUACUCGUCUCAACAACCCGCCGACGCCGCAGCAGGGGGCCCCGGCCACCUACAGACCAUACCCGAACAGGCCAUACCCGAGCUUGGCAGCAAAAAAUCACUAGACGACAGCGAGAAGCUUGACAUCUACCAGAACAUGUGCCGGGAGAUCGGCGUCGAGCCGCGAGACACCAUCGGCGCGUGCAGACGCGAGCUGCAGGGGGUUUUAGUCAACAUCGUCGAUUAUAUCGAUGCCCGGCGCAUAGGGCAAAAGGUCAAGAUAUGGGCCUGGGACGACUUCCGCCUGUUCAGCGCGUAUUCUCUGCAGGACGACAAGCGUAUGGAUAGGAACGAAGCGAAGGCGGACGGGGGAUUCCUGUCGGCUCUCCUGCAGAGGAUAACGGGUCCUAGGCCGGGGAAGAGGGGGUUGGUUUCGCUGGGUGGUGGUAAUCGAAAUGGUAAAAGGAGACGGACUAGCUAGGUUAGAGAGGACUGGCUAUUAUAAGGUGUGUCCGUGUAGGUAUCUAUUAUUAUAUAGGUAGGUAGUUUAUUAGUUGGGUAGGUGAUGAUUCCUCUGCUAUGUAUUAACGAUGUGUUGGUUUAGGACACUGGUUAUGGACUACUUAAACAGGCGGGAAGCGUUUGGUCUAUACUCAGAAGGCGGGUAUAAGAGAAAUAAUUUUGUCUCGAUCUUUAAAAUAUAGUUAUUCAGCUUU